Messenger RNA from Saccostrea echinata, 534 nucleotides. RefSeq lists its product as uncharacterized. The record is from RefSeq and is a predicted model, not a curated record. The transcript has 2 exons. Lineage: Eukaryota; Metazoa; Mollusca; Bivalvia; Ostreida; Ostreidae. The coding region runs from base 50 to 424 and encodes 124 amino acids.
GAAACGUACUGCACUGUACAUUUAGUCGAACAGAACUGCAAGGCAGACCAUGUAUGUAUUAGUCUUCAUUGGACUGUUCUCUUUAGUGACAGGUGCCCCAGGGGAGAAGAGACAGGAUGAGCACUAUUUUAUGGAGAACAAAUGUUCGAUGUCAGACCGAGACGCUAGCUGCCCACACGGAUAUUGCUGCGCGUAUGACGAGUUUUUCCGCAUCAUCUACUAUUGCAAAAAAUUAGGAGCUGUGGGCGACUCCUGCUCAACCGUGGCCAGUGACGCUGACUGCCCCUGCGAAGAAGGCCUUACAUGCGUCCCCACUGUCCAAGGAAGUACUUUUGUUACUAUUUAUGGACACUGCCAGAAGCCUGCUGCAUCCACUAAUGCUGGAACAACGAAUAAUGGACACCACGAACCAAAACAUGGAUGACAUUUCUGAAAGAUCUGAGAUAAAUUCUUUGUAGCAAACAAAAAAUAGUUCCUUACCCCUUGCCUUUAAAUCUAGCACACCCAUAUGUUAGUAUAUAAAUUGAGAUUUCA